UGGGAGGGGGACUGGUGUGAGUGACAGAGCACCAAAAGUAUGGAGUGGAACUCUCUGUUACUCCUCCUGGAAGCAGCCGAGUACUUGGAGAGAAGAGACCGAGAAGCCGAACACGGCUACGCGUCCGUGCUGCCCUUCGACAGCGAGUAUUCCAGGAAAAAAACAAAGACGGCCGCCUUGGCCAGGAAAUCUCAGAAUAACAGGUCUUCGCACAACGAGCUAGAAAAGCAUAGACGAGCCAAACUGCGGUUGUAUUUGGAACAACUCAAGCAGCUUGUGCCCCUGGGGCCGGACAGUACCCGCCACACGACCCUCAGCCUUUUGAAAAGAGCCAGGAUGCAUAUCAAGAAAUUGGAAGAACAGGACCGGAAAGCCCUGAACGUGAAGGAACAGCUGCAGCGUGAGCAUCGCUACCUCAAACGCCGCCUGGAGCAGCUCUCGGUUCAAGGCAUGGAACGUGUGCGCACCGACAGUACCGGCUCGACCAUCUCCACAGACUCGGAGCAAGAAGUGGACAUUGAAGGAAUGGAGUUCACCCCAGGGGAAAUGGACAGUGUUGGGAGUGCCAGUGAUGCCGAUGACCACUACAGUUUGGGCAGCGGCUCCAGUGACAGCAGCUACUCCCACUCCCGCAGACUGUCGGGCCGGCUCUCGUAGGGCCCGAGCGAGCACCCCCCGACCCCGUCCACCUCCGGAGCAUCCAACUGAAGCACUUAGACUGAAGACCGAU
Messenger RNA from Sarcophilus harrisii (Tasmanian devil), 730 nucleotides. Its product is annotated as max dimerization protein 4-like. The transcript has a single exon. The record is from RefSeq and is a predicted model, not a curated record. Bases 40 to 657 code for a protein of 205 amino acids. Gene Ontology annotation, molecular function: protein dimerization activity; DNA-binding transcription factor activity, RNA polymerase II-specific; RNA polymerase II cis-regulatory region sequence-specific DNA binding. Gene Ontology annotation, biological process: regulation of transcription by RNA polymerase II. NCBI's taxonomy places the organism in Eukaryota, Metazoa, Chordata, Mammalia, Dasyuromorphia, Dasyuridae.